ACUAGGGACAAAAAAAAAAAAAAAUCUAGUCCCCGCCUUUGGAGAGGACGUUAGCCAAUGGGAGGCGGCGCAGCCACACCCAGGGGAGGACGUUGACCAAUCAGAGGCGAGCUUUGACAGAAACGUUCGCUGUGUUACAUUCUUGCGCUCCGCCAGAUUGGAGAUUACACGUAGUGAGUGCAGUGCUCCGCGCCACACAGAGAAUCUAACGGACAGCUCGGCCGCACCUGACCAUGGCGUAUCCCGGAUAUGGAGGACCGUACGGAAACAUGAACCCACAAAUGGCAAUGAUGGCCCAGAAUGUACAUGGCGGCUUCUACGGACAGCCUCAGUAUGCCGCAAGUGAUCCAAUGUGGCAGUACUUCACCGCUGUGGCCGGCCAGGAUGGUGAAAUCGAUGCUGAAGAACUACAGAGAUGUCUAACACAGGCCGGAAUCCAUGGGACUUAUACACCAUUUAGCCUGGACACCUGUCGGAUUAUGAUUGCCAUGUUGGAUAUUGACCAUACUGGCAAAAUGGGGUUCAAUGAAUUCAAAGAUCUGUGGGGUGCGUUGAAUGCCUGGAAACAAAACUUCUGUGCAGUAGAUCGGGACCGAAGCGGAACCGUGGAGCCUCAUGAGAUGAACCAGGCUAUUCUGUCUAUGGGAUACAGAUUAAACCCAGCAACUCUGAAUGCUAUAGUGAAGCGUUACAGUAGGAACGGCAGGAUAUACUUUGAUGACUAUGUUGCCUGCUGCGUCAAGCUCCGCGCUCUAACAGAGACCUUCAGGCGAAGAGACAGCAUGCAGCAAGGAAUAGUGAACUUCAUGUAUGAUGAUUUUUUGCAGUCCACCAUGUCCAUCUGAAUCAAGAACGUCAAACCCAAAACCCAACAUGUGAACGCGACUAGGAAGGAACCAAGUGUAUCUAUUGUAUAAUUCAGUAGCUCUGUUUUAUCAAUCAAGCCAAUUCCAUACACAUGACUAAAGUGCUGAAGCCUAAUGCAUUAACUUAUUUUGUAUUUGUAUACUAGGACACAGGGAUCGCUGUAAAAAAACGUAAUGUCAUAUAAAGUGCCUGCUUGUAAUACAUUAUGCAACCAAUGUAGUUAUCAUGUUAGAAGGGAAAUCGCAUCAGUUGUCGGCCCCCAUCCCCCUCCUUUUUACUAUUCGGGGUGUGUAUCUUAUUUUUUUAUUUUUAUUUUUUGCAUGUAUUCAGAGAGAUUUACAACAAUGCAAUGUAACAAAAUUUAAAAAAUUUGAUUAUUCUUUUUUUCUUGCAGAAUUUAAACUGCUGUUUAUUUUUAAUUUUUUUGCCAAAUAAGUAAUGUGUAAAAUAAAAUAAAUAAAUAAAUCUGGUCUCAAUUGUGAAGCUAAAUGAAAACAAAAAAACGGUGUUGCCAACAGCAACCAAUUGGGGCUCAGCUUCUAUUUCUUUGGAGUUAUUCAGGAUAAAAAAAACUGCUGCUUACUUUUAAUAAACAGCGCCACCCUUUGUCCUCAGGGUGUUUGUGGUAUUGCAACUCAGCACCGUUCAUUGCAAUGGAACUGAGCUGCAAUACCCCACACAACCUGAGCACAAGAGUGUCGCUAGUUCAGGAAGAAUGCAGCUAGGAUUUUCUAAUCCAGGUUAACUUUUCAAACCAUUGUCCCCCCAACCAGUGUGCUUCCAGAUGUUGCAAAACUACAACUCCCAGCAUGCCCGGACAGCAUGCUGGGAGUUGUAGUUUUGCAACAGCUGGGGCCACACUGGUUCGGAGACACUGCUUUAAAGUAAAUGUGGUAGCCAUAUUGGUUGGCAAUCGCCUAAACAGUGACUAUUAGAGAUAAGCGAACUUACCGUAAAUUUGAUUCGUCACAAACUUCUCGGCUCGGCAGUUG
Messenger RNA from Hyla sarda, 1859 nucleotides. RefSeq names its product grancalcin (gene GCA). The record is from RefSeq and is a predicted model, not a curated record. Gene Ontology annotation, molecular function: calcium ion binding. Bases 234 to 845 code for a protein of 203 amino acids. The transcript is spliced from 8 exons. NCBI's taxonomy places the organism in Eukaryota, Metazoa, Chordata, Amphibia, Anura, Hylidae.